This is a messenger RNA of Lotus japonicus, 1464 nucleotides long. Its product is annotated as protein NUCLEAR FUSION DEFECTIVE 4-like. Gene Ontology annotation, cellular component: membrane. Bases 1 to 1464 code for a protein of 487 amino acids. The record is from RefSeq and is a predicted model, not a curated record. The transcript has 2 exons. NCBI's taxonomy places the organism in Eukaryota, Viridiplantae, Streptophyta, Magnoliopsida, Fabales, Fabaceae.
AUGCCUUCUACUACUCUUAAAUGGCUAAGCCUUGUGCCCAUUAUUUGGCUCCAAGCCAUAAAUGGGACAAACACCGAUUUCCCUGCUUACUCUUCCCAGUUGAAGGAGCUUCUUUCUAUUUCCCAAGUGCAUCUCAAUAACCUUUCUUUUGCCUCUGAUGCAGGGAAACUUUUUGGCUGGUUUUCUGGCCUUGCUUCUCUUUACCUACCUCUCUGGCUUGUCCUCGUAAUCGGUUCGAUUCUCGGAUUAAUCGGCUAUGGAGUGCAAUAUCUCUUCAUAACAAACCACAUUGCCUCUCUAUCAUAUUGGCAUGUUUUCUUGCUAACUUUUCUGGCUGGAAAUAGCAUUUGUUGGAUCAACACAGUUUGCUUUGUUGUUGCCAUAAGAAACUUUCAAUCUGAUAGUCAAGUUGCUGUGGGGUUAACAAGCAGUUACCAAGGACUAAGUGCAAAGAUUUAUACCAAUAUUGUUGAAGCUGUUUCUCCACACAAAAAAGCUAGAACCUUUCUCUUCCUGAACUCUCUCAUACCAGUGGUAUUUAGCCUAAUAGCAGCUCCUUUUGUCAGAGAAAUUGAAUCCACAAGUUCCAAGAACACAAGUGUUGGGUUUGCUGUUAUGUUUGUUAUCACAAUUGGCACUGGAAUAUAUGCUGUGAUGAGCAGCUUGCAAUUUGUCACAAGCAAAACUUCCUCACUUGGAAUCCUGAUUGGUCUUGUAGUGUCCCUUCUCUUGCUUCUACUAGUCCCAGUUUCUGUGAAGAUGAAGGAACUAGCAGGGUCAUGUCACAAAAAUUGGGAAAGACUUGGAGUCUACUAUUUUACUAUGGAGGAGGGUACUAAUGGAGAGAGGGUGAAAGAGGGUGAACAUAGAAUAGAAGUUUCAGAGGUUGGUGUUAUGGAGGAAAUUGGAGUGAAAUUAAUGCUCAGAAGAGUAAAUUUCUGGUUAUAUUUCUUUGUCUAUCUUUUUGGAGCAACAAUUGGUUUAGUUUUUCUUAAUAACUUGGGACAAAUAGCUGAAUCCAGGGGUUGCUCUGCCACUUCAUCUUUGGUGUCUCUAUCUUCAUCUUUUGGGUUCUUCGGCCGUCUCAUACCGUCUCUCAUGGAUUACUUCUAUAGGUAUCGUACAAACAAAACAGACAUUGCUCUAUACACCAGCACUGCAGUGAUUGGCGUGUGCACUGGAGCAAUUACUUCCAUAGCUGUUUCCACAACAACUGAGUUAUUUGGAACCAAACAUUUCUCAGUGAACCAUAAUGUGGUCGUGGCCAACAUCCCCAUUGGUUCUUUUCUAUUUGGCUACUCAGCUGCACUUCUUUACCAUAAGGAAGGGCAUGAACAUGUGAAAUGCGUAGGCAUGAAGUGCUACAAUCACACUUUUCUCAUCUGGGGCUCCGUUAGCUUGCUUGGAACUGUCUUGGCUUUGAUUCUUCAUGCUAGGACUCGCAAAUUUUAUUCACAGAAAUAA